GGAUAAAGACCGUCAGGUGACAUCACCGGAACUUGGAAGAGGCACGGCCUGGAGCAGGUCGAUGGCUGUAUUUUUAUGUGGGAGGCUUUCAAUUUUGCGAUGUGUUAGCAGUUAAAAAUAAGUAGAAAUAUGGAACGGGACACAAAGGCGACGUGUCCCUUUGUGGAAGAUAGUUUCAGCCGCUUCUCGUCACAGAGUAACAUAUACGGGUUGUGCCAAGCAGGUGACCAGGAGCUGCUCGCCGCAACACUUAAAGGCAAAGUUGUAUGUUUCAAAUACCAAGACUUCCGACAGAAAAUACGACCGGUGGCCAAAGAAGUGCAGUUCACCUAUAUCCCAGUUGAUGCAGAGAUUGUGUCUAUUGACUCAUUCAACAAGUCUCCACCCAAUAGAGGCCUGGUUGUUGGGAUCACAUUUAUCAAGGACUCUGGUGAUAAGGCUAGCCCAUUCCUCAACAUCUACUGUGACUAUGAACCGGGGUCAGAGUUCAACCUGGAGUCCAUUGCACAAAGCUGUUUGAACCUGGAGCUACAGUUUACCCCCUUCCAGCUCUACCACACUGAGGUACAGUGUGCUGAUGGCUACAUUGAGACUGUGUUUCUGCUCAGCGGCCAUGACCAGCGCAUACACCUAUACAAAGAGAAUGCUUCACUGCACCAAUUUGAGGAGCAUCCUGUGGAGAGACUUUUCCCAGAGCUGCAGGAACUGCCCAGCAAUGUGCUGUGGCUGGAUGUAUUGGGUUUACCUGGGGGCCGGCGGUUCUCUGCGUUUGGCUGUCAGAAUGGCUGUGUGGGCCUUGCACUGGUGGAGCAAACUGGACCAGAGAUUUUGCAGACUUGGCGACUGCAGCAGGACAGUCCAAUCUCCACUGUGCUCCUCUUUCCACUUGACAUUCGACUGGAACCAGAACCACACCCCAGCGCAGAUAGAAACAGGAAGAGUGAGAGCUACAAUCUGCUGGUGACCAGCACUCUUGAGGUGGCUGUGGUAUACAGGGAUGUGUUGGCAUGUGGGAUGAGCCAGCCAGUCUGCUUCCAUGAAAGUGAUCAGUAUGAUUCUGUGCUGUGUGCGCUCGUCACUGACCUGGACUUUGAUGGACACAGAGAGAUUCUGUUGGGCACCUACGGACAGGAGUUGCUGUGCUAUAAAUUCCAGCAGUCAGACAGAGGGCAGGGCUUAUGGUCAGAGGGACACUUCCAGCUUCUGUGGAGACGGAGCUUCAAGAGUCCUCUGCUGUCAAUCACCUACCUGGACCUCACUGGAGAUGGACUACGAGAGCUGGCAAUUCUCACACUCAAGGGGCUGCAUAUACUACAGCACAGUCUGAGCUGGACUGCCGAUCUGGUCUUUGACUGUUUGACCAAGAGUCUGCCACUGCACGGUGAGCCAGCAACCCAGGCUGCCUCUGCCCAGAACAGUGAAGAGUGCUUUGAUAAGGCUAGAGACUGCCGGGAUCCAGAGAGGAAGGAACAGGACCUCAUUGGGCAUUAGGACACUUGCUCUGUGCUACUCAUUUAUUACUUUUCACUUUACUUGAUUGUUUUUUAAGUUUGUGGAGGGACAGUUUGGACAUGUACACAGAAGCAUAUGGAAGAAAAGAGUGUUGCGUGUGCAGAUAUGCAUAGUUUGCAUGACAAGUACUUGCAGUAGAAAAGCGGGAGAGUUUGAGUGGAAGUGAAGAGGUGGAAGUGUUUGAGCACAGUUGUCUUUGUUUGCAGUAAUUUUACUACUUUUACUUGUAUCCAUUGUUGUAAAAUUACCGUAACAGCUGUUUUAUUUUGCCAUUUCCAGAGAUAGUUUAUGGGAUGAUUCAGUAAAGGGGGUGGAUACUUAUCAAACCAAUUUAUUGCAAUUGUUCAUUUUUAAUUAAUGUUAAAACAAUUCUUUAAUUGGUUUAUCACUUUGAAAAGGUUAAGUACUGCAUGUAGAUUUGUAGAAAAAACACAUAGAUUAAUUGCACUUUAAUUACAGGCUAUAUGUCAAGUAAAUCUGAAAAAAUGUUCAGGGGGUGUAUUCAUUUUCUAUCCACUGUAUAUCCACCAAAACCGAGGACAUCGUAGAUUGCCACUUUAACUAAUCAUUUCUAUACGAGUGUUAUAAAAAAAGUUUUAUGAGAACAAUAUGAAAGAUCUGGAAGAACACUCGAUAAAAAGCCCCUGUAACAAAAUGAGAAUAAAAUCCCAAAUUGUAACCUG
This is a messenger RNA of Conger conger (European conger), 2195 nucleotides long. RefSeq names its product kaptin (actin binding protein) (gene kptn). The record is from RefSeq and is a predicted model, not a curated record. Gene Ontology annotation, molecular function: actin filament binding. The transcript has 12 exons. NCBI's taxonomy places the organism in Eukaryota, Metazoa, Chordata, Actinopteri, Anguilliformes, Congridae. Bases 130 to 1491 code for a protein of 453 amino acids. Gene Ontology annotation, biological process: cellular response to amino acid starvation; actin filament organization; negative regulation of TORC1 signaling. Gene Ontology annotation, cellular component: lamellipodium; actin cytoskeleton; KICSTOR complex.